AUGCUCUCUACUGAGCAACUCUUCAGCUCCAGCAUCCUAUACAUUAAGGAGUCACUAAAAGCCAGGGUCCACGAAAAAGGUGCAGACAGUAAGCAUGAUCGGGGUGCACAGAAGAGCGGAGCCCAAAACACCACUUCCAACCCCAGUGGACGAGUCCUACAGCGGCAGCCCUGCAGCUCCAAGCGGUUGCCGAGUCCUCACCCGGAACCCGGGCACGGUUGGGCUAUGCUAUUGGCGCGGGUGGGGGACGCACAGCCCAAAAAUGCCCGCGACAAGUUUCUAGGGCAGUUCUCGCCAGUCUCUCUGGAGGGAGCCUCUCUGGUCUGUGCCACUUUGAUCCUGCUGCUCCUUGGCCUCUCCGGCCUGGGCCUUGGCAGCUUCCUCCUCACCCACAGGACUGGCCUGCGCAGCCCUGACAUCCCCCAGGACUGGGUCUCUUUUUUGAGAUCUUUUGGCCAGCUGACCCUGUGUCCCAGGAAUGGGACAGUCACAGGGAAGUGGCGAGGGUCUCACGUCGUGGGCUUACUGACCACCUUGAACUUCGGAGACGGUCCAGACAGGAACAAGACCCGGAUAUUCCAGGCGACGGUCCUGGGUAGUCAGAUGGGAUUGAAAGGAUCUUCUGCAGGACAACUGGUCCUUAUCACAGCCAGGGUGACCACAGAAAGGACUGCAGGAACCUGCCUGUAUUUUAGUGCUGUUCCAGGAAUCCUACCCUCCAGUCAGCCACCCAUAUCCUGCUCAGAGGAGGGGGCUGGAAAUGCCACCCUGAGCCCUAGAAUGGGUGAGGAGUGCGUUAGUGUCUGGAGCCACGAAGGCCUUGUGCUGACCAAGCUGCUGACCUCGGAGGAGCUGGCUCUGUGUGGCUCCAGGCUGCUGGUCUUGGGCUCCUUCCUGCUUCUCUUCUGUGGCCUUCUCUGCUGUGUCACUGCUAUGUGCUUCCACCCGCGCCGGGAGUCCCACUGGUCUAGAACCCGGCUCUGAGGGCACUGGCCUAGUUCCCGACUUGUUUCUCAGGUGUGAAUCAACUUCUUGGGCCUUGGCUCUGAGUUGGAAAAGGUUUUAGAAAAAGCGAAGAGCUGGAAUGUGGGGGAAAAUAAAAAGCUUUUUGCCCA
Mandrillus leucophaeus (drill) is the source of this 1115-nucleotide messenger RNA. RefSeq names its product transmembrane protein 219 (gene TMEM219). NCBI's taxonomy places the organism in Eukaryota, Metazoa, Chordata, Mammalia, Primates, Cercopithecidae. The record is from RefSeq and is a predicted model, not a curated record. Bases 1 to 984 code for a protein of 327 amino acids. The transcript has 6 exons.